ACGUAGAGCUACGCCGACUAGUCACGCCCACAAGCGGCUUUCUGAUGCGUCACUGCGCAUACGUGUAGUCGUUACUCCAGUCUCGCGUGAUGUGAGUUUUGGCGGUGGGAUUUUCUGUUAGACACUAGACAGGAGGAAGCGGCUUGCAGUUUACAGUUUUUCAUGAGAUCCCUACACAGCUCAGCCAGUGCCUUGUCACCCAUAUAAAGACUUCCUAUUCCUAUCCUUUAUCUGCAAUAGAAUCCACAAUGGAGGAUACAGAGUUUGCUGAAGCCCGGUGUGUAUUUCGUGGGCUGGAACAUGCGGUGCGAGUCCGUGUCACUGGUGAUCGCCUAGAAGUAGAAGUGGAGGAUGCUGUGACCACAGAACAAUGGAGAGGAGAAUUUGAUGCUCAAUUUAUAGAGGACCUCACACAUAAGACUGGAAAUUUCAAACAGUUUUCCAUCUUCUGCAACAUGCUACAUUCUGCUCUUACUCAGAGCAGUGAGUCUGUGACACUGGACCUUUUGACUUAUGCAGAUCUGGAAUUGCUUCGGCAUAGGAAAGCGGGAGGGGCUUCUCGUCAAGCCCCACCCCCUAAAAGUUCUGCGCUCAGCUCCAAGCGUUACCUGAUACUUAUCUACUCCGUUGAGUUUGAUAGGAUACACUACCCUCUACCGCUGCCAUAUGUUGGAAAGCCAGACCCUGUUUAUCUGCGUCAAGUAAUUCGAGAAUUAAAGGAGGAGCUAGCAGCUCUUAGGGUGUCUACUGGAGAUGGGUCCAGGGAAAGUGAAGUUCGGCGAUUGCGAGAAGAGCUCCUGCGGGUGGUGGAUGAAAAGCGUGAGGCAGAAAUUGCUUUAGAGAGAUUACAAGAUGUAGAGAUUCCCAGCAGCAAAGAGGCAAGUCACGUACGGAUCUUGAAAAGGGCAGUUGAGACUUUGGAAGCAGAAUUACAGAAAGAGCGAAUUCGGAGUCAACGAGCUGCUACAAAGAGGCGUGAGGAAUGCAGACAACUACAAGAACAGCUCGAUGAAGCUCGGGCUUCGGAACGCACACUGCGGCUGAAGGUGAAAAGUCUGAGUAAUGAAUUAGCAAUGUACAAGCGAGGGCGUGUUACUCCAACUGGGCCCUCCCCACAGAACCGAGCAGGAUCUGUUGGCCUGGCACCCACACACCGCAGUGGAUCACGAGGUGAAGCGGGGACAAGGAGGGAAAGGUCUACAUCAAGAGAAAGAAGUGGACGAAGUUCUUGUGAGAGGAGAAGCUUAACUAGGCAGCCAAGGUUAUCCCCAUCACCUGUUGGUCUCCGGCCCCCACGAUUUGAUCCUACAGCUUAUGUCAAAGACCGGGAGCGUAGGCAGAAGGACGUUGAACUAAAAAAGGGUAGGAGAGUUUCAGCAUCCCCAUCAAGUAUUAGAGGCCAGAGACGCAGUUCAUCCGUUGAAAGUCUUGGAAGUCAUCGGUCUUAUCAAAGCUCAGUGGAUGACACCGAGGACACCGAACCACUAGCCAGCGGUAAUGGCAAGAGGUUUACAACACGAGGGAGAAAGCCUUUUGCUCCAUCCACCUGGAACAGCCACAAUAAUGGGACAAGGAACAGAUCUUCAGGAAGAAAAAGGCUUUCCAGUACCCCAACAUAUGACAGGAAAACUGACCGGAAAAGUGAGAAAGAAAAUCGUUUUAACCCAGUUUCUGAUCUCUCGGAUAUUGAUGCCCGACUGCUGGCACUCCAAGAUUACAUGAAGAAUCUGGAUACUCUGACUUAAGUGGUUGCACUGAAAUGGACAAAAUAACAUUCCUAUGCCAUAUUGCAUUGUUGGAAUCUUUUAGGACGCAGUUAUUCGUUUCCCUUCUAAUUAAUCUUGCUUCACUUAGUUUUUUAUUAUAUAGAUCAGAAUGAGAGAGGCUGACAUUUAUCAUUGUCUAAUACCUGACCACUCUGUAAUCUGACAGAUCCAUCUGCCAUUUCUCACACUUCACCCCGUAAAGCCUCA
Molecule: messenger RNA, 1973 nt
Organism: Xenopus laevis (African clawed frog)
Lineage: Eukaryota; Metazoa; Chordata; Amphibia; Anura; Pipidae
Gene: ccdc61.L
Product: coiled-coil domain containing 61 L homeolog
Exons: 14
Coding region: 249-1745 (498 amino acids)
Cellular component (GO): ciliary basal body; centriolar satellite
Source: RefSeq, a predicted model, not a curated record